ACGGACUGUCCCUUUGUUGGGUAACUUUGGAACAGGUAUUCUUUCACUGCUCAGUUUGAUGUAAAAUAAAUAUAAAAGCGCCCAAGAUAUCGCAGAAGGGCUCUUCUAGCAUAUUCACUGAGGGUAUAUAGAAGACCUUAGUUUUUGCCAGCAUGGAUUUCCUUACCGUAUUCUUCGUUCUCCCCACUAUAUCUUCCUAUAGUACCAGAGCCAAUGUGAUAUUCUUCUAUAUGACAUGGACCACUCUUGUGCUCUCACAUACCGCUCUACGGAUUGAAUUGUUCGGCACGUUGCUUGUGCGCCUAAUAUUCUACCUUUUCCCCUCCAUUGUCUUUUUCAUCCUCGACAUUGCUGCUCCAGGCACAUCCGCUUCCUUCAAAGAGCGAGGUGAAUCCGGUCUACCAACUGGAAGCAAGCGUACCAAGCCUUCGCUGAAGGAACUUAAGAUUGCUGGAUGGUCGCUCGCUAACUUGUUGCUGGGAAUCGCCGUGCAAAUGACGAUUGAAGCGUUCCUUAUCAAAACUCCCAAGUUGCGACCUGCAGUACAGAUGGCCCUCAGCGUCCCAAUGCCUUGGACUAUCACGAAGCAGCUUUUCUGGGGAUUUCUCCUUCGAGAGAUCUUAUCAUACACCAUCCACCGCUUCAUCAUCCACUCCAAAAUCCCCGUCUUCUCCCUCGUCGCUCAAUUCCACAGAGCCUGGCACCAUGCCCUCCGCGCCCCGUUUCCCCUAACAGCGCACUACGACCACCCGCUUGUCUACCUCCUCUCAACAUUCAUCCCGAUGUACAUCCCAAUUCUAUUCUUCCGUUACCACAUGAUCACCUUCCUCGUUUACAUGGUCAUCAUCUCAAUCGAAGAAACAUUCGCAUUCUCUGGAUACUAUGUGCUGCCUAGUUUCCUGCUGAACUGGGUCGCGCGCCGAACGGAGCUCCAUCUUGCCCAUGGCGGCAAGACGCAUUUUGGGCGCUGGGGCGUCAUUGAUCUCCUUGUGGGAACGGGGUGGUAUGGUAGUGAUAGUGUAGCUGGUUGGGGUGAUGAUUCAAGGGGCGCAGAGAGUUCGAGGGGUAAAAGUGGUCUCGGGAGAGGGAGGAAGUGACUGAGGGGGCUUUGCAAUUAUUGGGAUUUGGGAACCUUGCUGGUUUAUUUGGUGGCGUUGGAGUCUGGGUUUCCUUUUGUUUUAUGUUAUUGUAUAAUAGGAAGACCGAGAGUCUCACUUGCGCCUAGUGGAAUCGAAAUUAUGUUGCGUUUGGGCCAUUAUGUAAUAAGUAGACAUGAAUAGAAGACGUUGUCAGCUACUUAGGUAGUUGGGUGGGAUAUGAGGUUCGCGUUGCGUUGGGACGGGAGUAUGUAUGUAGAAAGAAAGCUGCAAGUAAAAAAUAUACAGUUAAGAGAGGAGGAACCAACUUAACAGAAUUCGAGUCCCGAUUUCAGAACUUCCAUCUAAAUCUG
This is a messenger RNA of Aspergillus versicolor CBS 583.65, 1450 nucleotides long. Its product is annotated as sterol desaturase family protein. Bases 153 to 1097 code for a protein of 314 amino acids. The transcript is spliced from 2 exons. Gene Ontology annotation, biological process: ergosterol biosynthetic process. NCBI's taxonomy places the organism in Eukaryota, Fungi, Ascomycota, Eurotiomycetes, Eurotiales, Aspergillaceae. The record is from RefSeq and is a predicted model, not a curated record. Gene Ontology annotation, molecular function: iron ion binding; C-4 methylsterol oxidase activity.